UACUCAGAGCCCUGUACUGGCAAUGAAUGAAGGCACAGCCUCCGAUUCAGCUCCUUCUUCCAAGAACCGAAGAUGAAGUCUCGUCCUCUUUGAUCCCCUCUCAAAUUUACAGACACUGGCUUCGCAGAUUGUCCUCCUUCGACAACAGCUAGUAGAUGCAGAAAUGGGGGAAGACGAAGAAGAAGAAGCAGAAGAAGAAGCUGGAGAGGCUCACAGACGAUCACUCCAAGAACAGAGCUUCCGAGAAUCAUCGGCGGACCCGAACCCCACCUGCGAAGAGGCCAUCGAGUCGAUUUCUUCGGUGGCCUCCCUGUCUCGCUCGAUCAAGGUCUUCGCAGUGAAAUGGCAGCUCAUUCGGAGCAAGCUCGUGGAGAUAUCUUCUGCGCUGGCCGUCUCCGACGAGAGCGCUGAGCUUUCCGGCACGGUUCGAGAAGCGAUGGCCACGGUCAGGGAGUGCCGUGGCCUUGCUGAGAAAUGCGUGGCUCGUUCCUACGGUGGGAAGCUGUUGAUGCAGAGCAAUUUGGACAUGGUCUUGACGAAGCUGCAUUGCCAUGUCAAGGAUCUCUCUGGGUUGCGCAAAGCUGGUUCUUUUCCUCAGGGGUAUGCCAUUGUUGUCUCCAAGCCGAGGUUCGGGGCUUGUAAGGAGGACAUGAGGUUUUACGUUGAGGAUUUGUUGACGAGGAUGAAGAUUGAGGAAGACCCAGAAAUAAGGAGGCAAGCUCUGGCUAGUUUGCACGAUGCUGCGAGUGAAGAUGAGAAGUUCGUGAAGGUGGUCAUGGGAGUUGGGGAGAUCAUUCACCUCCUGGUCAGCUUUCUUGAUUCUCUGGAGAUGGAAGUUCAAGAAGAGGCUGCGAGAGUGCUCUCGGUGGUUGCAGGGUUUGAUUCAUGCAAUGGUGCGGUGAUAAUGGCAGGGAUUGUGGCUCCACUGGUUAGGGUUUUGGAAUGCGGUGGCGAAGUGGGCAAAGAACUGUCUGCAAGGUGUUUGAUGAAAUUGACUACUAAUUCAGAGAAUGCGUGGAGGGUCUCCGCUCAUGGCGGUGUCACAGCUCUGUUGAGAAUAUGUUCUUCCAACACCGACUUCGCCAAGGCAGAGUUGAUUUGCUCUGCCUGUGGGGUGCUGCGGAAUCUCGCCCGAGUUUUGGAGAUCAAGAGGUUUAUGCUUGAAGAAGGCGUGAUCUCAGUGCUCCUCAGGCUAGCAAGGUCUAGAGAUGAGGCCGUGCAGAUUAGCUCAAUCGAGUUCCUGCAAGAUUUUGUCUCGGGGGAUGAUUUCUUGAGGCGAAUGGUCAUCGGAGAAGGCGGAUUCCAUGCUUUAUUGCGCCUCCUCAAUCCGCCAUCAUCGUCUUCAUCGUCUUCCAAAGCGCUGGAGGUAGCUUUCAGGGCAAUUGAGGAUCUCUGUUUCUCUUCCGAGACCGGCCUCAAAAUAAUGCUGAACCACGGGUUCGCGGAAGUCGUGGUCCGCUACCUCCGAGACCGCGAGGCCUCGGUCCAAGAACUGGCCUUCAAGGUGGCAUUCAAGCUGACCAAGACAUCAUCGGACGAUGCUAAAAGGGCACUAGGCGACGCCGGCUUCAUGUUGGAGAUCGUCCGGUUCCUCGACGCGAAAUCACACGGGGUCCGCGAAAUGGCGGCCGAGUCGCUCUCUAGCAUGGUCUCGAUCCCGAGGAACAGGAAGAGGUUCGCUCAGGACGAGCAGAGCGUGGAAUUUCUGAUGCAUUUGAUCGAGACGGAUGCGGAUCAUUCGGGUCGGAGGAAGUUCUUGCUAUCUGCAUUGACGUCGUUGACGAGCUGCAGCAGUGGAAGGAAGAAGAUUGCCAAUUCUGGGUAUCUGAAGGCCAUAGAGAGGCUGGCAGAGGAUGAGGUUUCUGAUGCAAAGAGACUCGUGAGGAAGCUGUCCACGAACAAAUUCCGCAGUGUGUUGGGUGGACUUUGGCAUUCUUGAAUCCAAGAACAUAACAUGGUUUUCCACUUUGUAUAGUUUGUAUCCCAAUGUUUAGUAAACUU
Molecule: messenger RNA, 2001 nt
Organism: Rhodamnia argentea
Lineage: Eukaryota; Viridiplantae; Streptophyta; Magnoliopsida; Myrtales; Myrtaceae
Exons: 2
Coding region: 164-1939 (591 amino acids)
Molecular function (GO): protein binding
Source: RefSeq, a predicted model, not a curated record